GGCCGCUGGGGCGGAAGUCUUCAGGCUCGGGACGCGAGACGUUGUUGGGAGCGGUGGAGGCCGGCUCGGAGAGAGUGACUUGUGAUGUCACUGUCCCACUUGUACCGGGACGGGGAAGGCCUAAUGGAUGAUGACGAUGACGAGCGGGAGAACUUCGAGAUCACUGACUGGGAUCUCCAGAAUGAGUUCAACCCCAACCGGCAGCGCCACUGGCAGACCAAGGAAGAGGCCACCUAUGGGGUGUGGGCUGAGCGCGAUUCGGAUGAGGAGAGGCCCAGCUUCGGAGGCAAACGGGCCCGUGACUACUCCGCACCUGUGAACUUCAUCAGCGCUGGGCUCAAGAAAGGGGCAGCUGAGGAAGUGGAGCUGGAAGAUUCUGAUGAAGAGGAGAAACCUGUGAGACAGGAAGACUUCCCUAAGGAUUUUGGACCAAAGAAGCUGAAAACGGGAGGCAACUUUAAGCCCAGCCAGAAAGGCUUCGCAGGAGGAAGCAAGUCCUUCAUGGACUUUGGCAGUUGGGAGAGACACACAAAAGGGAUUGGGCAGAAGCUUUUGCAGAAGAUGGGCUACGUCCCCGGCCGGGGCCUCGGGAAGAAUGCCCAAGGUAUCAUCAACCCAAUUGAGGCCAAGCAGAGGAAGGGGAAAGGCGCAGUGGGGGCCUAUGGCUCGGAGCGGGCCACGCAGUCCCUGCAAGACUUCCCUGUGGUAGACUCGGAGGAGGAGGCUGAGGAGGAGUUCCAGAAGGAGCUGAGCCAGUGGAGGAAAGACCCCGGCGGAGGCAAGAAGAAACCCAAGUACUCUUACAAGACGGUGGAGGAGCUGAAGGCCAAGGGCAGGAUCAGCAAGAAGCUCACCGCCCCCCAGAAAGAGCUUUCUCAGGUCAAGGUCAUCGACAUGACAGGCCGGGAGCAGAAGGUCUACUACAGCUACAGCCAGAUCAGCCACAAGCACGGUGUGCCCGAUGAUGGGCUGCCCCCGGCCGCCCAGCCACUGCCACUGCCGGGCAAGGAGACUAAGGUGCCAGGCUUUGCACUGCCCGAGCUGGAGCACAACCUGCAGCUGCUCAUCGAGCUCACGGAGCAGGAGAUCAUCCAGAGUGACCGGCAGCUGCAGUACGAGCGCGACAUGGUGGUCAACCUCUCGCACGAGCUGGAGAAGAUGUCUGAGGUGCUGGAGCACGAGGAGCGCGUCAUCUCCAACCUCAGCAAGGUGCUGGAGAUGGUGGAGGAGUGUGAGCGGCGCCUGCAGCCGCACUGCCCUGACCCCCUCACGCUGGACGAGUGUGCCCGCAUCUUCCAGACCCUGCAGGACAAGUACUACGAGGAGUACCGCAUGUCGGACCGUGUGGACCUGGCCGUGGCCAUUGUCUACCCGCUCAUGAAAGACUACUUCAAGGAGUGGGAUCCCCUCAAGGACUGCACCUAUGGAACUGAGAUCCUCUCCAAGUGGAAGAGCCUGCUGGAGAAUGAUCAGAUCCUGUCCCACGGUGGCCAGGAUCUCUCAGCUGAUGCCUUUCACAGGCUCAUAUGGGAAGUCUGGAUGCCUUUUGUUCGAAAUAUCGUCACCCAGUGGCAGCCAAGGAACUGUGAGCCAAUGGUGGACUUCCUGGAUAGCUGGGCACACAUCAUCCCUGUGUGGGUCUUGGAAAACAUACUGGACCAGCUGGUCUUCCCCAAGCUGCAGAAGGAGGUGGACAGCUGGAACCCACUGACGGACACGGUGCCCAUCCACUCAUGGAUCCACCCAUGGCUGCCCCUCAUGCAGGCGCGGCUGGAGCCACUCUACUCACCCAUCCGCAGCAAGCUGUCCAGUGCCCUGCAGAAGUGGCACCCCAGCGAUGCCUCGGCCAAGCUCAUCCUGCAACCCUGGAAGGACGUCUUCACCCCGGGCUCCUGGGAGGCCUUCAUGGUGAAGAACAUUGUGCCCAAGCUGGGCAUGUGUCUGGGUGAGCUGGUCAUCAACCCCCACCAGCAGCACAUGGACGCUUUCUACUGGGUGAUGGACUGGGAAGGGGUGAUCUCCGUGUCCAGCCUGGUGGGGCUCCUGGAGAAGCACUUCUUCCCCAAGUGGCUUCAGGUGCUGUGCUCCUGGCUCAGUAACAGCCCCAAUUACGAGGAGAUUACCAAGUGGUACCUGGGAUGGAAGUCUGUGUUCUCAGACCAGGUGCUGGCCCACCCAGCGGUCAAGGACAAGUUCAAUGAAGCACUGGACAUCAUGAACAGGGCGGUGUCCUCCAAUGUUGGGGCCUACAUGCAGCCAGGAGCACGGGAGAACAUUGCGUACCUCACGCACACGGAGCGCAGGAAGGACUUUCAGUACGAGGCCAUGCAGGAGCGGCGUGAGGCCGAGAACAUGGCGCAGAGGGGCAUCGGUGUGGCCGCCAGCUCAGUGCCCAUGAACUUCAAGGACCUCAUUGAGACUAAGGCGGAGGAGCACAAUAUCGUCUUCAUGCCGGUCAUCGGCAAGCGGCACGAAGGCAAGCAGCUGUACACCUUCGGCCGGAUCGUCAUCUACAUUGACCGGGGUGUGGUGUUUGUGCAGGGUGAGAAGACCUGGGUGCCCACCUCCCUGCAGAGCCUCAUCGACAUGGCCAAGUAGGCUGCCCGCGCGCCACGGCUGCACCAGGGCCCACAGAGAGAGGACAGCCUGUGAAUACACUGUCUGAACUUGUCUUUGGACGUAGCGUCUCUGUUCAGGACACGCCACCUCGCCACCAGGGAGGGACGUGGGGCAUGUUGCAGCGUCAAGAUGUCCUAAGAAGACCUCACCGUCCCCAGACAGGACAGCUACCCACAGG
Messenger RNA from Dipodomys spectabilis (banner-tailed kangaroo rat), 2797 nucleotides. RefSeq names its product tuftelin interacting protein 11 (gene Tfip11). Gene Ontology annotation, cellular component: U2-type post-mRNA release spliceosomal complex. The coding region runs from base 85 to 2598 and encodes 837 amino acids. The record is from RefSeq and is a predicted model, not a curated record. The transcript is spliced from 13 exons. Gene Ontology annotation, biological process: spliceosomal complex disassembly. Gene Ontology annotation, molecular function: nucleic acid binding. NCBI's taxonomy places the organism in Eukaryota, Metazoa, Chordata, Mammalia, Rodentia, Heteromyidae.